Hypoxylon trugodes is the source of this 1894-nucleotide messenger RNA. RefSeq lists its product as uncharacterized. The record is from RefSeq and is a predicted model, not a curated record. Bases 186 to 1742 code for a protein of 518 amino acids. The transcript is spliced from 2 exons. Lineage: Eukaryota; Fungi; Ascomycota; Sordariomycetes; Xylariales; Hypoxylaceae.
UGGCCAGACCAUUCCCGUCCUUUAUUACCCCGUGGGCGACCCGGGUUAUAGGGACAACGCCACUUAGAAAAAUAAAUCAUAUCCCCCUCGCCUGGCGCUUUCGGCCGUAGUAGAGACUGACAGCCCUGGUGCUGCUGUAACUAAGGCUGUAACUAAGCAGAAAUCACGCAAUCGCAAUAUUCAAGAUGGGUAACCUACUGUCUAACACCAAGGUCCAGAGACGAGCGCCUCUGACGAUAUCGUCGGACACUGUCAUCCCGUUGCACCGCUUCGAUGACACCCCUAUCAACAGGAGAGUCAUCGUCGAGUUUACGAUGCGGUUCGACGAUGUGCUAGACCCCGAUAAGCUUCGCUACGCACUCGAGAAGCUGCUCAGCCGCGAUGACUGGCGCAAGCUAGGCGCUAGGAUAAGGCUCACUAGCGACAAUAAACUCGAGUACCACAUCCCGGACUAUUUCGAUGAGAAGAGGCCGUCGUUCACCUACUCGCACGUAGCGCACGACCUCGAGAUCGCUAGACACCCAACCGGCAGUCGACUACCCCGGCCGACGGGACGACCCACGGUCUUAAGUGAUCCAGAGGACUACGCACCACUCCUGCGCCGAUGGGGCGCACCACGGCGUCUCAGCGAUUAUCUGUACUCCGACCUCCCGCAGCUCAGUCUGCACAUUGUCAGUUUCACCGACGCGACUAUCGUUUCCCUUUCGUGGCCGCACACGCUCCUCGACGCCAUGGGCCGACGCGAGCUACUCGAUGCAUGGAUCGCAGUUCUCGAAGGCCGAGACGACGACGUCAAGCCUUUACAAGGCGUAUUCCAGGACCCCCUCGCAACCCUCGGCACCGAGCCCCAGGAACCGUACGUCCUAGCCCACCGUCGCUUGUCCCCGCUCCAGGCCCUGCUGUUCGCCAUUUCCUAUAUCUGGACCACGGUAUUCUGGUCGCGCGGCGAGGACACGCGCAUGGUAUGCGUGCCCUCAUCACACUUAAAGUGUCUGCAUAAAGGCGCGUUGGAUUACCUAGCUGCGCAGGUUGAUGAGGAUGAGAAGGUUAAGCCGUUUGUUAGUGAGGGCGAUGUACUCUCGAGCUGGGUUACGAGAUUGGCUUUGUUGCAUUUUAGAGGCACGGAGCAGACGGUGUCGAUUAUGAAUGCGUUUGGUAUGAGAUCUGUGCUUGCUAAGGAUUUACUCCCGCCGACUCAUGCGUUUGUGGGGAAUGCUGUGGCGGGUGUGUAUGCUUUUGUAUCUAUGCGCGAUCUCUUUGCGAGACCGCUGGGGUAUACGGCUGCCGCUGUGCGUCGGUCAAUUGCUGAGCAAGGCACGCGAGCGCAGGUUGAAGCUCGUGCUGCUGUGGACCGUGCCGCUGGCAAGAGGGGAAAGACGGCUGUCUACGGCGACCAGAAGAUGGUGCCGGUUAUGAUAUCGAACUGGAGCAAAGCCAAGUUCUUCGAGACGGACUUCUCGGCAGCGGUAAUCCGACCGGGCAACAUCGACCCGGCCCGACGCCUCAAUAAGGUCGGCCGGCCGUCGUAUAUCCAGCCCCACGGUUUGCUUGGCGGCAUACCCACGCGCAACUCGUUCCCGAUUGUCGGAAAGGACGCCGCGGGGAACUAUUGGUUCUCCGGCACCCUACGGACGGGGCUGUGGAGAACCGUACAGGAGGAGAUGGAUGCUGAGUAUAAUUACUUGGCCCAUUACUUCGGCAACGCGCAGGAAUAUGGGGUUACGACUGCAAAGGAGGGGUAAAAAAACGGACGGACCGACGGAUACCUGACCCACCUAGAAGGAAAGACUUUCGAUAGAUAUUUGGGAUAUGUAUAUGGGAUAUGGGGGCUCCUAUGUUUGUUCGCAUGGUUUAUAAUCUUAUAUGUUGGGAAUAUUGUGGCGGCUCGAUACCU